Molecule: messenger RNA, 1896 nt
Organism: Scatophagus argus
Lineage: Eukaryota; Metazoa; Chordata; Actinopteri; Scatophagidae
Gene: olig1
Product: oligodendrocyte transcription factor 1
Exons: 1
Coding region: 346-1119 (257 amino acids)
Molecular function (GO): protein dimerization activity
Source: RefSeq, a predicted model, not a curated record
GGAGCAUUUAGCUCACUUUUCCACUGUGUGAGCUGUCAUUCUUUCCUCACGCAGCUGUGGAAAUGAGAUAAAACUGAGCUGCCACUUCGGAAGCCCUCACUCACUCACUUGUGCAGCUGGAAACCACUGAAGCCCAAAAGUACAAACGUUUGGUAACGUGUUAUUGUGCUGGAUGGCAGCUGCAUUCUGCAAGGGGGGAUCAACAGGUGGAGGGAAUGAAGAUUUGAUUUUUUCAGUUUGUGGAUUUUUUUAAAAAGCAGCAUUUUUGCUUUGACUGUUAGCCUACUUUUGAUUGGUCUCACAAACAGCUACAACUCAGAAGACUAGCACACCUUUGAAGAGACUAUGAAUGUGCUGUCAAACCCAGUGAUCAGGACCCAGGAGCAGUCUCUAGCUCUCUGUGGCCCAGGAUCUGUCCAGGAUUUACCCCACUGCCCUCCAGGGUUCAGCCUGAGCUCCCGCCUCAACCCUUCACCCAUGCUUGGCCUCCAGAGUGGCCAGAGAUCAACCAAACCUCAGAGGGAACUGAGCCCCGAGGAGCAGCAGGAGCUCAGGAGGAAGAUCAACAGCAGGGAGAGGAAGCGGAUGCAGGAUUUGAACAUCGCCAUGGAUGCCCUGAGGGAAGUCAUGGUGCCUUAUGCCUCCUCGCCAUCUUCUACCUCCUCCUCUCAGUCCCACCAACCCGGGGCUCCUCCAGGCCGACGGCUCUCCAAGAUCUCCACCCUGGUUCUGGCCAGAAACUACAUCCUCCUCCUGGGUUCAUCUUUGCAAGAGAUGCGGAGGCUACUGGGGGAGGUGAGUGUGGGAAUGGGGGUGAACACAGGGCCAGUCCCCCGGCUGCUGCUGGCUGGAGGAUGGCCUCUCAUCUCUGGUCCCAGUCAGCUCCUCCUCACCCAGGAGUCCCUCCUUACCUCAGCAGCCUCCUCCUCCUCUUCUUCUUCUAGUUCAUCAUCCUCUGCUGCUAAAUGUCCCCUGUUAUCUCCAAGCCCCAUGGAUACCUCGCUGGCCGCUGUGCAGUGGAGCUCUCCAGGAGCCUCAGGAGGGCCUCUGUGCCCCUGUGGAGUCUGCAGACUGCCCAGAUUUGGCCACUCCACUCCUGCUCCAAGAUUCCCUAAGUGACACCUUGAAAUGGAAGCUGAAGAGGAUUUAUGAUGAUGGGACAUGAUGCAACAUUUUUUUUUCUACAAAUACGACUUGUUAUUUAACAUUUUUAACAUGAUUAUAAUAAUUUACUGCAAUUAGUCACUAUUAUCCUCUGAUUUUUUUCCCAAAUUGAUCUAUUCUGUAGUUGGUAAGACAGAAGCAAAUAUAAUAAUCCCUUUUAUGUUUCAUAGAUAGGUUCUUUAACAUCACAAACAGAGAAAUAAUUGACUAUCUUGAUGAUUCUUGGAGAAAGUUUCAGCUGAAAUAAUUGUCUGUGGUGCAUUUGAUUGCAAUGUUUCACUGUUGUGUUGUUGCUUGCUGAGUGACAGUGGACAGGCGACAGUUUUAGGGAGUAAAACAUUUAGAGAGAGUUCUAAUCAAGAUAUUCUUAAAUAUAAAACGUCAUAAUUAAACGCUCUGAAAAUCUUUGUUUUGGUGGUUCUGGUGAUUUUACAUGAGAGAUUUUUGUAUUGCGUUUUUGUCUUUAAAUUGGGCAGGGUUGUGUUAUAAAGUGGUGAUAUCAUGUAUUUCCACAUGUUAAUCAGAAUUUAGUAAUUAUACUCUGAAGAGUCUGAUGUCAUUUCUUUCUUUCUUUGCUUGUUUCCUUUUUUUUUCUUAAUUGUCACUUUGUUUUCCGCUCUUUGAAUAAAUCAGUAUUUAAUGUUAGGCUCACAGUGAUUCAGUGUUAGGAGGGUCAGGGUUUAGACUGGUGUAUCUGUAUUUAUUGUACAUGUGUCAAUUUCUGUGUGUGUG